This is a messenger RNA of Mucor velutinosus, 2250 nucleotides long. RefSeq lists its product as uncharacterized. Lineage: Eukaryota; Fungi; Mucoromycota; Mucoromycetes; Mucorales; Mucoraceae. The transcript is spliced from 2 exons. Gene Ontology annotation, biological process: post-translational protein modification. Gene Ontology annotation, molecular function: dolichyl-diphosphooligosaccharide-protein glycotransferase activity. Bases 1 to 2250 code for a protein of 749 amino acids. The record is from RefSeq and is a predicted model, not a curated record. Gene Ontology annotation, cellular component: membrane.
AUGGCCAAGCUGGAUGUCAGCAGCCAAAAGAUACUCUUGAAAAGAGCAAUUCUCGGCUUGAUUGCUGUUGUCGCCUUUUCGUCACGUCUAUUCAGUAUUGUUCGAUAUGAGUCUAUUAUUCACGAAUUUGACCCUUGGUUCAAUUACCGUGCUACUCGCAUGUUGGUUAAAGAUGGUUUCUAUGAAUUUUGGAACUGGUUUGAUGAUCGUUCAUGGUAUCCUCUUGGACGCGUUGUUGGCGGCACCAUCUAUCCAGGCCUCAUGGUCACUGCAGCCAUCAUUCACAACAUACUUCAUUAUUUCCAUUUCCCAGUAGACAUUCGUAACAUUUGUGUGCUGUUAGCUCCCAUGUUCUCUGGCCUCACUGCCUUUGCAACGUACCUUUUGACAAAGGAGCUCAAAGAUAGCUCAGCAGGUCUUUUAGCUGCUGUGUUUAUGGGCAUUGCUCCAGGCUACAUCUCUCGUUCGGUCGCUGGUUCCUAUGACAAUGAAGCGAUUGCCAUCUUUUUGCUCAUGUUUACAUUUUACCUCUGGAUCAAGGCUCUCAAAUUGGGAUCUGCUCUUUGGGCUUCAGCAGCUGCCUUCUUUUACUUUUACAUGGUAGCUGCUUGGGGCGGUUAUGUGUUUAUCAUCAACAUUAUCCCAUUACACGUCUUUGUGUUGAUGUUGAUGGGCCGUUUCUCUAGCCGUGUGUAUGUGUCCUACUCUACAUUCUACAUUCUGGGUACACUUCUGUCAAUGCAGAUCCCCUUUGUCGGUUUCCAACCUACUCGCACAUCUGAGCACAUGGCUGCUUUAGGUGUGUUUGGUCUCUGCCAAAUCAUGGGUUUUGUCAACUUGAUGCGUAGCCAUCUUCAAACAAAGCAGUUCCAAAUUCUGCUCAAGGCAUUUGUAGGUGUUACCUUUGUAUUGGGUUUCGCUGCUCUUGUGGGUUUGACCUUGGGCGGCUAUAUUGCUCCUUGGACCGGUCGCUUCUACUCUCUUUGGGAUACUGGUUAUGCCAAGAUCCAUAUUCCCAUCAUUGCCUCUGUCUCUGAGCAUCAGCCUACUGCCUGGCCCAUGUUCUUCUUUGACUUGCAAAUGCUCAUCUUUGUCUUCCCUGUGGGUAUCUACUUGUGUUUCCAGACAUUGCGCGACGAGCAUGUCUUUGUCAUUGUAUACGGUAUCUUUGCUUCCUACUUUGCUGGUGUCAUGGUGCGUUUGAUGUUGACAUUGACGCCCGUUGUUUGUAUCUGUGGCGGUAUGGCUAUCUCUACUUUGUUGGAUACCUAUCUCGAUUUCUCCAAUACAGAAGCUACUGCUGUCACUUCAUCCUCUGGCGCAGAAGACGAAAAGCAGAAGAAAAAGAAGCCUUUCUCCUCAACCGCCAAGGGCAAGAAGGUCUUUGGUAUCAUUGCCAACGACACUCGCAUUAUUGUAGUAGGUACAUUUGUCUUUUUCUUGUUCAUGUUUGUCUGGCACUGUACCUGGGUCACCUCCAAUGCCUACUCUUCUCCCUCUGUCGUGCUCGCCUCUCGUAACCCUGAUGGCUCUCAGCGCAUCAUUGACGAUUUCAGAGAAGCCUACUACUGGUUGCGCAAGAACACGGACGAAGAUGCCAAAAUCAUGUCUUGGUGGGAUUAUGGUUACCAGAUUGCUGGUUUCUCUAACCGCACUACGCUUGUCGAUAACAACACCUGGAACAACACACACAUUGCCACUGUGGGCCGUGCCAUGUCUACCAACGAAGCCGAUUCUUAUGAGAUUAUGAAGAAGCACGAUGUCAGCUAUGUGUUGGUCAUUUUCGGUGGUCUUUUAGGCUAUUCCGGAGACGAUAUCAACAAGUUCUUGUGGAUGAUCCGUAUUGCUCAGGGUAUUUGGCCCGAUAAGAUCAAGGAGUCUGAUUUCUUUACUGCUCAAGGUGAAUAUCGUGUGGAUGACCAAGCUUCUCAAGCCAUGAAGGAUUCGCUCAUGUACAAGAUGAGUUACUAUCGAUUCAACGAAGUGUUUGGUGGUCGUCAACCUUACGAUCGUGUGCGUAAUCAACCACUGCCCAUGAAGGGACCUGAAUUGUCCGUGUUGGAUGAAGCAUUCACCUCAGAAAAUUGGAUUGUUAGAAUUUACAAGGUCAAGGAUUACGAUAACCUUGGUAGAGAUCACCGCGAGGCUAUGGCUUUUGAGGCAGGUAACAAGAAAGUGAAGGCCAAGAGAAGCAAGAAGAGUUCUGAGCGUAGAAAGAGAGCAGCAGCAUCGUAUGAUGACUUGGAUUAA